Molecule: messenger RNA, 2940 nt
Organism: Daucus carota subsp. sativus
Lineage: Eukaryota; Viridiplantae; Streptophyta; Magnoliopsida; Apiales; Apiaceae
Product: kinesin-like protein KIN-7G
Exons: 14
Coding region: 233-2824 (863 amino acids)
Biological process (GO): microtubule-based movement
Molecular function (GO): ATP binding; microtubule binding; microtubule motor activity
Source: RefSeq, a predicted model, not a curated record
CUCUUUUUGUUCCCAACCUCCCUAUGUUGAAAACUUGGAAUCAGUUCAUAAAUCUCUCUGUUUCAAUCUCUCUCUCCCCUUGAAACAGAGAGAUUUAUGUAUAAAUUCUCCGGCCUUACCAAAGAUUAUUUCCUCCUGGCUAUGUUCCUCAGAAAUGAGUAUCUGUUCUAAUAGGAUUUCCGCGGAUAACUGACGAUAAAUCCACCAUUCGGGCUAUCAAAUCGAAUCAUUCAUGGCUGUCAGAAUAGGAGCCCUUGAAGAUGUGGCAAUGGAGAGGGGGCAUGACGAAAACUUUUUCGUGUCGGUUAGGUUGCGGCCUUUGAAUCAGAAGGAGAUUGCAACAGAUGAUGUUUCAGAUUGGGAAUGUGUAAAUGACAAUACCAUUAUCUACAAGAAUAAUGAUUUUUUCGUUCCUGACAGAUCUUUGCGUCCUACUGCUUAUAAAUUCGACAGAGUUUUUAGUCCAGACUGCUCCACGAGACAGGUUUACAUGGAAGGAGCAAGGGAAAUUGCCCUUUCAGCUGUCAACGGUAUCAAUUCAAGUAUAUUGGCAUAUGGACAAAGGAGCAGCGGAAAGACAUACACCAUGAGGGGCAUUGCUGAGUAUAUCAUAUCAGAUAUUUAUGACUACAUAGAGAAGCACAUGGAUAGAGAAUAUCGUUUAAAGUUCUCUGCUAUGGAAAUAGACAAUGAAUCUGUCAGAGACGUACUCAGCACAGAUAGCUCUCCACUCAGGCUUCUAGAUGAUCCAGAGAGAGGCACUACUGUUGAGAAUCUAACAGAAGCAACUCUGCGGGACUGGAAUCAUGCGAAAGAGCUUCUUUCUGUCUGUGAAGCUCAGAAGCAGAAAGAGGAGACCUCGCUAAAUGGUACAAGCUCCAGAUCUCAUCAAAUCAUUAGGCUGACAAUUGAGAGUUCUGGACGUGAUCUUUCAGGCAAUGAGAACCCAAGCACCAUUUUCGCUUCUUUGGAUUUAGUAGAUCUUGCUGGAAGUGAGCGGGCACUAACUCAUUCAUUUUCAGCUGGUACCAGAUCAAAGGAAGGUAGCCACGUGAAUCGAAGUUUGGUUACCCUUGGAGCCGUCAUCCGCAAAUUAAGCAAAGGAAGGAAUGGUCAUGUUCCUUAUAAAAAUUCUAAGCUAACCCACAUACUGAAAACCUCCUUGGGGGGCAACGCUAGGACUGCUAUCAUCUGUACAAUGAGCCCCGCACGAAGUCAGGCUGAACAAUCAAGAAAUACUCUCUUGUUUGCGAGUCAUGCCAAAGAAGUAUCAACUAAGGCACAAGUUAAUGUGAUCAUAUCAGAUAAAGCUUUGGCCAAAUACAUGCAAAGAGAAUUAGCCAGGCUGGAGAGGGAGUUAAGUAGUCCAAGAUCCAGUUUUGCAGAGUCAAAAUUAUCUGCACUUCUUAGACAGAAAGACCUUAAAAUUGAAAAGCUGGAGAAAGAGGUGAAAAAUCUAAGACUGCAACGAGAUGCUGCUAAAUCAGAGGUUCAUAAUUUGCUACAGCAGAUAAGUGAUGAGCGACGUCCAUCAUCAAGGGAAGGUUUUAGUCGCUAUCCUCACCUGCGAAUUCACCAAUCAACAGAUGAUGAACAUCUAUCACAAGAUCACGACAGAGCAUUUGUCACAACUCGGGUUAUUGAUGACAGUAGUAGUGUCAGUGAUAGCCAAGCAGAAUCCCCUAGUAUAAGAGUGUUUCGAAGUAAGGAUGUAUCUAAUAAGCUUCUAAUCAGCACUUCACAAUUCAGUGAAAAUGAAUCAACUUACGGUAUGGAUGAAAUUGAUAACAAAAGUAAUGAUACCUUUGAGGAGGUACUUAAAGACGAUACCAACAGUUAUUCUGAAGCCAGCUGUUUUUCGGAAGAUAAUACUGAAAGUUCACCUUUUAUGACUUUCAAAGAAGUAGAGACUGAACUCCAGAAAGGGGCUUUACCUGUAUCGCAGGAAUAUCUAGAACGUGUCUCCUCUUUGGUGAAGGCAAACAAUGACCACAAACCACCGAAAGGGGUCAUGCAAGACUUAGCUGGUAGACCAUUUGGUGAAGCUUCUGCACAGAAUUACGAUGCAAAUCUUAAUCCUCCUGCUGGUACCACUGAGAUUGAACAGAAAGCAUACGAGAAGACUAAUGCAGAUAUUAGUAGGGAUGCAGAAAUGAAAAUUACAGCUGAGCCUCAGCAUGACGGCAACACUCGUGAAUCCGCGGAAACUAAGACUGAAGCAGGGUCUAAUGGUUCUUCCAAGGGUGUUAAGGAUGUUAUUUUGGAUUCAGCAGACGAUGAUUGGCGCUUGAAAUUUAAAAGACUCCAAAGAGAAAUCGUUAAACUUUGGGAUGUUUGCAAUGUGUCUUUACUGCAUAGAACACAUUUCUUUCUGCUAUUUAGAGGUGAACCGAGUGACUGUAUAUACAUGGAGGUCGAGCUUCAGAGGUUGUCACUCUUAAAGGAAAAAGUUUGUCGUUAUAUUCAAACUGGGAAACAUGGCCAGGUUCUAACGUUAGCUUCAAGUGCAAAAGCUCUAGCUCGUGAGAGGCAAAUGCUGUGCUCUCAAUUGCAUAAACAACUAUCUGAAGUAGAGAGGGAAAGCCUCUUCAUGCAAUGGGGCAUUCCUUUAGAUGGUAAACACAGGAGAUUGCAGUUGGUUAACCGCUUAUGGACUGAAACAGAAGAUAUGGAUCAUGCUGCUCGCAGUGCUGAUGUUGUCUUCAAGGUGGUUGGACCAGCUACACGCGACAAGAGUUUCAGGGAGAUUUUCGGCCUUAACUUUAAUAACUGGGGCUCGAGAAAAAAACGUAGCCUUAGGGAAAGCCUAUCAUUGAUACUGUAAUGUCUUUGUACAUCCUCAGAGGAAAUAGUUUUGCGUACAUGGCCAUAAACCUCGACUAGUUCAUGCAAUUUGACUUGUUAGAGGUACCACUUGGAGCUACUAACCUCAAGUUUUCC